AUGAUAGACUUACCACUAGCAGGGGGCCCUUCCACAUGGUCUAAUAAUCAUACAUGGACUCAUUUGGAUCGUUUCCUAAUUUCACCAGAGUGGGAAAGUCAUUUUUCGGAUGUAUGGCAAAAGCGUCUGGCUCGUUUAGCUUCGGAUCAUUGGCCUAUCUUACUUGAUUGUGGAGGCAUUAAGAGUGGUAGAUGGUAUUUUAAGUUCGAGAAUAUGUGGUUGAAAUCAGAAAAUUUUGUGGAGAGGGUCAAACAAUGGUGGAUUUCGUAUCAGUUUGAGGGUAUACCUAGCUUUAUUUUUGAAAAUAAGUUGAAAGCUUUAAAAAGAUACCUAAAAGAAUGGAAUAUACAGUCUUUUGGAAAUGUUAAGGAAAACAAAAAUACCAAGUGGAUGGAAAUACAAGUGUUAGAAAGACUACAAGAGGGGAGAAUACUUACUGAGGAAGAGCAAGCACAAAAAAUUUUGUUGGUUGCAGAUCUUAAGAGGAUAAUCUUGCAAGAGGAAAUGUCUUGGCGCCAAAAGUCAAGAGCAUUAUGGUUAAAGGAAGGGGAUCGGAGCACGAGGUUUUUCCAUAGUAUUGCAAACUCUCAUAGAAGAAAUAAUAACAUUGAGGUGUUGAAAAUUGAGAGGGUGGAGUGUAGAGAAGAAGAGGCUAUCAAAGAUCAUGAGGUUGAUUUCUUUGAGAAAAUCCUUACUGAGCAGGUGGAGUAG
Juglans regia (Persian walnut) is the source of this 711-nucleotide messenger RNA. RefSeq lists its product as uncharacterized. The record is from RefSeq and is a predicted model, not a curated record. The transcript has a single exon. Lineage: Eukaryota; Viridiplantae; Streptophyta; Magnoliopsida; Fagales; Juglandaceae. Bases 1 to 711 code for a protein of 236 amino acids.